CAGAGAAUUUAUCAGUCAACAAAUCCAUCAAAAAAAAGAGAAAAGGUGUGGUAUUUUAGUGCAUUUUCUGUGUAAAAUAUCUACCAAAUUGCUGCAAUGGCUGCAACAUUGAAGCCCUAUUUAACUGCAGUUCGCCACACUCUGACGGCAGCAAUGUGUCUUUCCAAUUUCUCAUCGCAAGUUGUGGAGCGGCACAAUAAACCCGAAGUGGAGGUGAAAAGCAGCCGGGAGCUACUCCUUACACCUGUUGUCAUUUCCCGGAAUGAGAAGGAACGUGUGCUCAUUGAGACGAGCGUAAAUUCCGUGCGAAUCAGCAUUGCCGUGAAGCAGGCGGAUGAAAUUGAGAAGAUUCUCUGCCACAAAUUCACACGAUUCAUGAUGAUGAGAGCUGAAAACUUCAUUAUUCUCCGCCGGAAACCCAUCGAUGGCUACGACAUAAGUUUCCUCAUUACGAACUUCCACACUGAGCAAAUGUACAAGCAUAAACUCGUUGAUUUCGUUAUUCACUUCAUGGAGGAAAUUGAUAAGGAGAUCAGUGAAAUGAAGCUGGCUGUCAAUGCCAGAGCACGAAUUUGCUCAGAAGAAUUCCUCAAGAGGUUCUAAACAAUUUUCUUUCCCAGGGAACGUAUCGUACUACAUCAGUGUAUUCCAGAAAAUCUGUAUUCUAUACAAUUGUGGUCAGAGAGAUAAGACCCCCUGGAGCGUUUUCAAUGCAAGUCAAAGAUACUCUCUGACCGCCAAUUUUAUUUUAUUUUUUUUCUUUUAUAACAUUACAAAUAAAAGAACUUACUAGGA
This is a messenger RNA of Lutzomyia longipalpis, 795 nucleotides long. RefSeq names its product actin-related protein 2/3 complex subunit 4 (gene Arpc4). The record is from RefSeq and is a predicted model, not a curated record. Gene Ontology annotation, biological process: Arp2/3 complex-mediated actin nucleation; actin filament polymerization. Gene Ontology annotation, cellular component: Arp2/3 protein complex; actin cytoskeleton. The transcript is spliced from 2 exons. NCBI's taxonomy places the organism in Eukaryota, Metazoa, Arthropoda, Insecta, Diptera, Psychodidae. The coding region runs from base 97 to 603 and encodes 168 amino acids. Gene Ontology annotation, molecular function: actin filament binding.